Molecule: messenger RNA, 255 nt
Organism: Prunus armeniaca (apricot)
Lineage: Eukaryota; Viridiplantae; Streptophyta; Magnoliopsida; Rosales; Rosaceae
Source: the annotation of a GenBank genome assembly
AUGUACAGCAUUUUCAUCUGUGAAGCAAAGCUGCAGGAGAAUUGCGGGGCAAAUCUCCUUUGGCAGGAUACAAGGAAUGCAUGGUGCCCAACACAUGCAUCUCAUAAUUGCUGCCUGCCAAUAGGGAAUUGCCCUGUAAUGCAACUGCAGCAGCCAGCUUCUAAGUCACUUCUGAGUGAUGCCAUGGUGGAGGCCAGUUCUAUUUAUACUGUCCAAGAUGAGCAUAUACAAUGGAACAAUGCUCUUGACUCUUGA